GCUUUAACAAAGGAGAACAGUGGCUUGACAUGUGGAGGUGGUUUCCCUUCGUUGUCAUGUGACAGAGCGGCCACUAGGUGGCGCUUUGAGUUUGCGGCCCACUUUUGCAACUGCGACAAUUAGGAACUAGGAGGGAGGUGACAAACAUGUGAUGCCUUCUGCGACAUCGGGGUUCAACGCGUUAACAUACCGUUUAAUGGGACAAAAAAGGCCUUGCAAGUGCAACAGAUGUAUAAUGCUACUGGUAAGUGUAAUUUAAAGCUAAUGCUGCCUGUUACGGCACUUUAGCUGCGGAGUGCGAGCUUUACUGAAGUGUUGGCCAACAGUGUCAUCUUGCUAAGGUGGAGUUGCACCGCGUUAACUUCAAACAUUCAUUAUUUUGGUCUAACGUUACAUUAUUCAUUUACUGUUUUUCCGCAUUUAUCUGCUAAUGCUAGCUAACCUUCAGCCACAGAGACCAGAAGGUUACUUAUUGCAGCUCGUAACGCCAGAAAUAUUUUUGUCAAAUUGUAAAUAAGCCCGCUGUGGUUGAACAGAAAAUGGAAUAAAUGAAAGUGAGAAAGUACAAAGUUACCCUCAAAAGUAAAAAUGUCACUUUUAACGUGAAGUUCACUAACAUUGGCAGUGCGCGAACAGUUCUCCAUGUGCAGCUGCCAUAGGGCUGCAAUCACAACACUGGCUUUUGUCUUGCUUUUAGGGAAAAGGUUGCUUUAAUAAUCUGGUGAAGAAUUAGUUUAACAUUAUCCUAUUUCAUUCACAGUGACAUUACUUUAAGGGUCUUUACAAAUUGAAAAUGAAAUAAACAGGAUAAAUGACAUUUAAAAACUACAAUGAAGUGAUCCGUAGAUUAAAUGUAAAUAGUAAAACCAAAGCAAGAACAAAAGUUCAAUUAUAGGCAACAGUAAACAGGAAGAUUUUAUAAAAAUCGGGGCCACCACUGGUCCCAACAGUAGUAGGUGUACAUUGAGUUGAACCAUAUUUCUUUAUCUGACACCCCCACCUCUUAUGUCCUUCCUUGCUCCCAGUACCCAUCAGGCCAUGCAGCGGUACAGGUGGCCAGGUUAUAAGAAGCAGCUUCUUGGAGAGCUGCAGAGACAACAAAACAAUGCCCAAUUCUGUGAUGUCCUGUUGAAAACGGAGGGUAUCUCAGUCCCAACCCACAGUUGCAUACUUGCAGCUCUCAGUCCCUUCCUGUGUCAGAAGCUCUCGGCCUCCCCGUCUCCUCCGUCGGGCCAGAAGCGCGAGCUCCGGCUCCAGGCUGUGAAUGCCCAGACCCUGCUGAAGAUCGUUGGUCUUCUGUACUCUGGGGAGGUGGAGGUAACAGGAAGUGCAGAGCAGAAUGACUUGCUGUCUGCAGCCCGCCAGUUCGGGAUCACAGACCUGGUUGAAGGACAGAAAAAUGGAGAGGUGGGGGAGGGAGAACCCCAGAAAAGUUGUUUUGGGAGUUGCAGAGAGAGGAAUGAAAGCGGAAAAAUGCAGGAUGCACAAGUUCAGGCUGAGGGUGCUGGAUGGAGAAACACAGUUUCCCCAAUUGAAAAGAGAAGUUGUGUAUCCACAGGGAGACGGAAUGUUAAAGCUGAUCAAAAGACAACGGGCUGUUCUAAUACACACUCCGUCCAAACUGAACAUCCAACCCCAGGGCCCGAACCCUCUGUAGCUAAACAUUUGGAUUGUUCUAUCUCAUUGCAAUCCCAAAGCGUCACACUCGAUAAACAUUUUAGCUUCGCUCCUUGCCCACAUAUUUCCUGUGUGCACAGUGGAGCACAAAGCGAUGGCGAGUCUACAUCAGACCGAUCCUCUGGCAGUGUAACAAACCCCACGCCAACUUCAUCUUUGUCCAGCAAUGUGAUGACCUUUUCCAUUUCUCUUAAUGAUGACGCAAACUCCACAACACCUCAGGAAGACGGCGCCUACCAGCAGUCAUCUGAGAUCGGGGAUAGCAUACAGGUGUUGGCUAAGGAAGGGGCAGGACUGAAGGGUAGAACAACUAACGGCAAAACAGCUGUCAACAGGGAAAAUGCAGAGCAGCCAUGCCACAGAGAUGAGAUGCGAGGAGAAGAAAAGGGAAACUCUACAGAGAUACGGCAUGCACGUGCAAAUGUAGGGAUAAAGAGCUUGGCCAAGAUGAGACAGAUGCAGCAGAUGAUGGAGACGGAGACCACACAGAUUUCCAUCAAGGUGAAGCUGAGGAGGAGGACCAAUGCAGAAGUGUGGGAGGUUGUGAGCAAGCAACACACAGAUGAGGCGUUGUCAGUUCUUACCUCCCUGAAACAGGAUGGCUCCAGCCACAAAAGGCUGCAGACAGACCUCAGUGAGCCUCCUCCCUCCUGUGUCCAGCCAGGCCCAGCUCAUAAACCAGAGCCCCCGACUAUUCAACCCGCUACCACCAACUCCCCCGAGCGACCGCCUCGCCCCAACACCCCCCCUGACUCCCAGCUUCUCUCCAGCGACUGCCUCGAUGGCGGCCUUGAGUCAGUGUCGCUGCCCCAGCCUCCAGGCCCUGCGGAGGAGUGCGAUGAGCAGAUGGAGAAGCUGUUGGAGGACAUCAUGAUGGGUCUGAACAUCCUGCCGAACUUGGACGGAGACUGCAAAAAGUCUCAUUGCCUUCAACCAAACCAUGACGGAGCUCCGGCCAUUUGCCAGGUCCCAGUGACGGAGGAAGAGCGACCGCAGAGUCGGAUGCAUGCUGCCUUCAGUACGGUGGGACUACCAGGAUAUUACCAGGAGUUUGGGACACAAAUUGGUCACGCAUCAACAGGUUCAGCUCAGAACCAGCCCAGCUGCUCAAGCCUUUCAUCCGUACAGCCGGCUGCUGUGCUGAUCCAGCAGCAGCAGCAGCACUCUCCCCGGUAUCACUCAUCUGUCACAUCCAUGGGGCAAAGAGAUGGAACGAGCCACCAGGGCAUGUCGCUGUCCAAAACACUAAAUUGUCCAUAUCCUGAAGCACUCAGUGGGCAGAGACUACUUACUACCUUUACUUAUUUCCCAGCAUUCCAGGAACCGCCUUCACAAGACAACAUACUAGAGAUUUUCCCCCUGAUGAAUGGAAAUGAAGCACAGUCCUUGCAUUCCUUACCUUGCAUGGAUGAUUUGCGGCUUCCUCAAUGUCUCUCUCCGUUAGAGCCGUCCACCUCAGCAGCAAAACGUCCGUCUACCCUCAACAGCUCAACGAACCAAAGCGGUAAUAUUCAGCCACAGUCAUCUGAACACGGGCGACCCUGGCUUUCAGUAAACAUGGGAUCACUACAAUUUCCUCUCAGUGCCAUCACGCACGGAGCAAAUAGAAGCGAGUCUUUACCCCUGGAUUCAAACCAGCAAUGGCAAAAAUAUCUGGAGUUGCAUCCACAGAGUGGUGAAUGCCGGGCAGCAACUUGUUCUGGUCAAGAGGUGGAAGAGAGAGGAGCAAUAUCUGAUGGUCAUCAAAACGUGGCAAAACUGAAGUCUGAUCUCAGGAGGAUAAAGAAAGAUGUUAAAUGUAAACAAGGUGACACUAAAGGUGAUGCUACAGUGCCUAAAAGGAGGAGGAAGAAGCAUCCAGGCUCUCCACAAGAGGCCAGUUCUCCUUUGGAAUACAAGCAUAUGAAAGUCAGCGAUGAAACAAAAGGUCAGAUCAACCUGAGUGUUUGUUUAGUCAGUUUGUCGAGCAACAACGUGCUGGCGAAGGAAAGAGAAAUGGCCGCCGGUUUAAACAUGCCAGACACAUUUGUAGGGAAAACAAAUGAACUGUCAAACAUCACGGAAAGUCUGAGAGAGAAGAUCAGAGGGCCCGAGGAUCUCAAUACUAACCAGAUGCGGAUCAGGACCAGGGGCUUUUUGAAAAGAACUCUAGAGACCACAAGUAGCUCAAGCAUCGAAAGUACAGUUUUACAACCCGUGGUCCGCAGUGCUCCAAUUGUGAAUAAAGGAGUUCCCAAGCGGGGACGCGGAAGGCCACGAAAAAUAAGGGUUGAAGAGAUGCCUUUAGAGAGCGCUCUCUCUCUUACCGUCGCUGACAAAAAGAGCCACGAUGUGAAAAGAGAGCCGCAAAAUGACAGUUUGUUGAAGGAGGUGAACGAAAAAACAAGGAAACGUAAAAAACGGAUCAGGAAUAGAAGUAAAGUGGAGGCCGUUCCACUGAUGGCCUUAACUGCUGAGGCAGACCACAGCAGUGAUGUAACCGGAAGAAGACUUGGGGCAACCAAACGGAUGGUCAGUCUGAAGGAGUUUCAAAAGCUUAUCAAACGCCAACACUCCAAAACAAGGAAGUCAAAAGAAAGCCAGGACAAGGAAACAAGUGAAACCGCAGGAGUUGUAGAACGUGAGGAAGGGAAGACGUGCGGUAGCAGAUUGGAAGAAUUAACUAACGGGACAGAAAUGGAUACUGCUCAGCCUCAGAACAGGGGCGGAGUUAAAGAGCGCCACGCUGUCUUGGACGUCACAGUUGAUGAAAAUCACAAUCAAAUUGUCAACAAAUCGUCAGCCGAGUGUGACGAAUCACAGCGAGAUGAGACAAACGUCUCGACUGGUAAUGAGACCCGUUUGUUGGGCGAUGAGUCCCUUCCCGUGGUUUCCUUCGACGUCUUGGGAGAAGAGGCCAGGUUAGCAGCUGAGACGGAGCAGCCGCUGAAGAGUCCCGAUAAAGCACAAACAGCCCGUGAUGAAGGAGUGUCAGAUAAAACAAAGCCGACUGCUAUCCACGAUGGAGGAUCGUCUCACAGUGACGUGCACCUGCCUCAAGAAGACGAAAUGCCUUCAGUGCACAACUUGGACCUCCAGACCCCUGAGAGAAACAGUCCACCUGUGUCGGACGCUGGUGGGUUCGGCAGGAGCACCGGCUGCGAUCAGGAAGAGGAGGAAGUGGAGGUAGACGUUUUGCUUUGGUCUCCAGACAAAGCGCCUCAGACCAAAGAUUGUGAGAAUGGACUCGACAACAUGGCAGUAAUUCCAGAGGAAGAGGAGGAGGAGGAGGAGGAGGAAGAAGAAGAGGAAGAAGAUGUGAAUGAGAUUGAUGUAACUGGAGAUGAGGCAGAGUAA
Molecule: messenger RNA, 5013 nt
Organism: Anarrhichthys ocellatus (wolf-eel)
Lineage: Eukaryota; Metazoa; Chordata; Actinopteri; Perciformes; Anarhichadidae
Exons: 6
Coding region: 1006-5013 (1335 amino acids)
Biological process (GO): positive regulation of transcription elongation by RNA polymerase II
Molecular function (GO): protein binding
Source: RefSeq, a predicted model, not a curated record